Caenorhabditis briggsae is the source of this 1314-nucleotide messenger RNA. The record is from RefSeq and is a predicted model, not a curated record. The coding region runs from base 1 to 1314 and encodes 437 amino acids. The transcript has 6 exons. Lineage: Eukaryota; Metazoa; Nematoda; Chromadorea; Rhabditida; Rhabditidae.
AUGUUUGUUACUCAUUUUUUCAUCGUUUUUACGUGUCCCGGGACCAAUGUGCUUGCAGGUGUGAUGAACCGUUCUAAAAACUCUACUACAUCAACAGACGCGGAUCGUUUAUCACUUCUCGACAUGGACGUUGAGCUAGCCAAGAUUACGGACACCUGUCUCAGCGAUGCCGAUUAUGAACAGAUAACAGGAAACUAUGUGAAAGCCUUCCUGGCUCGGGAACCAACCUUGGCGGAAAUGCAGAGCGCGUCGACGCCUGAAGCAUGCUACGAUUUGAGAGAGAAUAGAAUUGCAUCGAGGCGAAGCUACGCUGGCGAGUAUUUAUUCCCACACAACGUAGCGACUGUCAUCGAAAUGGAGUGGUGUGACCACCCGUUCCAACAGCUCUACUACAUCAACAGACGCACAAUCUACUCUGUUACCGAGAUCAAAUCAUCUUCGGUUUUCGAUACAGACGACGAGCUGACCAAGAUUGCGAACACCCGUCUCAACGAUGCCGAUUAUGAACAGAUGACAGGCAACUACCUUAAAGCUAUCAUAGCUCGAUCACUUUCCUAUAUGUUGAUCCCCGAGUGCGUCGCCAAAAUAGGUCAUCAGGAAAUGCUGGCAGCUCUAAAAUUCUCACCAAAUAAUCCGUGGCAAAAGUACAACGAUACGAUCCCAACCGAAACUGAACUGCAGAACGCGUCCACGCCUGAAGCAUACUACGAGUUGAAAAGCUUAUGGAGACAAAGAAUAGAUGACCAGUUUUUAUUCGAACGCAGCGUUACGACAGGCGAAUCUAUGUUGGCUACUUAUUUUCUCAUUUUUCUCAUCAUUUGUAUCUGUCUCGGAAAUGUGCUUGCAGAUGCAGAGCGUUUAUCACUUCUCGACAUGGACGUUGGGCUGGACAAGAUUGAGGAUACCUGUCUCAGCAAUGCCGAGUAUGAAAAGAUGAUAGGAAAUCAAAUGAAAGCAUCCGUGGCUGGAGUAUUCAUCUCUACUUGGUUCGCUGAGAGCGUCGCUAUAAUAGGUUUUCAGGAAAUGCGGAAAAUUCUGAAAUUCUCACCACCUCAUCCGUGGCAAUCGUACAACGGUACAGAACCAACCUUGGCGGAAAUGCAGAGUGCAUCCACGCCUGAAGCAUACUACGAUCUGAGAGAGAAUUGCAUUUCAUCAAGGUCAACCUACGUUGGCGAGUAUUUAUUCUAUCCAAGAAAUCAAGUGAUAGAUAAAACAACGGUUGAUGACAUGAUGAACGAAUUGGACUACACUCGUCUUAGAGUAAGGAAAGCGACUGACAAGGUGAUCCACAGGACUAAAUGGGACGACUGA